This is a messenger RNA of Bactrocera latifrons, 891 nucleotides long. Its product is annotated as nurim homolog. Gene Ontology annotation, cellular component: nuclear membrane. The coding region runs from base 1 to 762 and encodes 253 amino acids. NCBI's taxonomy places the organism in Eukaryota, Metazoa, Arthropoda, Insecta, Diptera, Tephritidae. The record is from RefSeq and is a predicted model, not a curated record. The transcript has 3 exons.
AUGGUAUCUUUAAAACAAAUACUGGUCUUUCUACUAUCACUAAGCGUUUUUGUGUAUACAUUUUAUGUGCUGGGAACAUUUAUGUUAUUCAUGUCGCGUCCGCGAAAUGUACCCAAAAUAUAUGUGUGGGUGUUUAAUUUGUUGGACAAUAAGUCCCGUUUGGAGACAAGUUUUGGUCCAAUCGUGUAUGAUACUCUAUACAUUAUUGGAUUUAUAUUACAACACAGCUGUAUGAAAUCCGCACUUGUUAAAGGGCUAAUGGAAAAGUUGGGAUUGGCAGCAGCAGAACGUUCAAUAUAUUGCCUUACGUCAUCGUUAAGUUUACAUUAUCUCAUACGAAAUUGGCUACCAGCACAGUCAAUAGUGCUUUGGCAGGUGGAUGUGACUUCUAGUAAUGUUUUAUGGUGGACGUUCGCACUCGUGCAUGCAUUUGCUUGGAUGAUAAUCUAUGGAGGUAGUCUAAUUAUGGAUUUACCUGAAAUAUUGGGAGUGAAACAGGCUUAUUAUGAUAUGAAGGAUUACGCCCAGCCAAUGGCUUAUAAAUCGUUUAGGUUGCGCCAUCUCUAUACUCAUGUACGUCACCCAUCUUUUGUCGGUUUAAGUGCGAUCUUUUGGGUUACAAAUCUUAUGACAAUUGAUAGAUUUUUGCUGGCUUCAUUAAUGACAUCAUAUAUGUAUAUUGCUUGGUCAACAGAUCGCAGUGAUGUAGCUUACCAACGUAACCAACUUCAACGUAAAGUGCAAGAACUUAGAAAUCAGUAAUCAGUUAUAAAAAGUUCAAAGCAUUUCUGAAUAUAAAUUCAAAGAUUUAUUCACAUCAUUUCAUUAACAAUAAUUUAUAUCUUACUCUUUUCUAGAAAUUAAUAAAUAUUUUUUACUAAUACAAAAUGA